AUGUUAGAUUCGGCAACAACCUGCGACUUCAAACUGGAGACUAAGAAUCUUGGAGAUUCUGGAUUUGCGGAAUUAGAAAAUUGUUGUGAAAUGAAAUCAACACACCUGAAUGUUUCCCACCUGCUCAAUGCAGUAGACAGUGAAAUGACAGUGGGCAGCGAAAAAGGAGACCCAACAGAAAGACAAUUACACGUAAAGCUCGAAGAUAAGGAACUAUGGGGAAAAUUCAAGGAGUUCACAAACGAAAUGAUCGUCACCAAAAAUGGCAGACGAAUGUUUCCGGUUUUCCGAGUAACCAUUUCCGGCUUGGACCCCAAUGCUAUGUACACGGUCCUGUUAGAUUUUACCCAAGUGGACAGUCACAGGUGGAAAUAUGUGAACGGUGACUGGGUCGCGGGGGGUAAAGCCGAGCCAGCCGCUCCCAACUGUGUAUACAUCCAUCCCGACUCGCCAAACUUCGGCGCUCACUGGAUGAAGGAGACAGUAACUUUUAGCAAGGUUAAACUCACCAACAAACUCAACGGCGGUGGACAGAUAAUGCUGAACUCUCUACACAAGUACGAGCCUCGUGUACACAUCGUCAAGGUGAACAACUCUCAGAAGAAGAGGAUAACAAGCUUCAGUUUCCCAGAGACACAAUUUAUUGCUGUGACAGCCUAUCAGAAUGAAGAGAUCACUGCCUUGAAAAUAAAGCACAAUCCUUUCGCCAAGGCCUUCCUGGACGCCAAAGAACGGCCAGACCAGAAAGAAUUCUCUGAUGACCCUUUGGAAGGCCAGCGGUCACUCUCGCAUUUGGCGAGCACGUGGUAUAUACCUCCGGGAGGCCACUCCUUGGUCCCUCCGCCUGCGCACCAGUUUCCCAACGCAAUCAACCUGUCUAACGCCCAUUGUGACCGCCUCAGUCUCCGACAGGCACGUACCUCGCCAUACCCUCAUCCUUACCAACGGCGGUCGCCCCCUCACGGAGGCUACCCAAGAGACGUUACCAGCAAUAUACCUGUUCUUAACAUAGCCGACAACUGGCCACAUAUGUCUACCGGAAGUCAUGGAAUGUUGGGACAGUCGAGUACAACAGCACCGCAAUCACAGUACGGCGUGUGGCCAAUGGGUGGGCCCAUCAGUAAUCUAUCACCCAAUCAGAACUGUGCAAUGCCGUACCUGCGCUCAAGCGCUCCCUACACGUUAUGCAAUAGUACGACAACGAUUUCCAGUGUACCGAAUGUGACUCUAUCAAACUCAGUGCCUACGUCAUCGUUUGAAACCUGUGACAUUUCCCCUUUCUCAUCAAAUCGUGAUGUUUUCAAGAACAAUGCGUGGGGACCUCUGUCUCCUCCACCGAUCUAA
Ylistrum balloti is the source of this 1344-nucleotide messenger RNA. Its product is annotated as T-box transcription factor T-like. The record is from RefSeq and is a predicted model, not a curated record. Gene Ontology annotation, molecular function: RNA polymerase II cis-regulatory region sequence-specific DNA binding; DNA-binding transcription factor activity, RNA polymerase II-specific. The coding region runs from base 1 to 1344 and encodes 447 amino acids. Gene Ontology annotation, cellular component: nucleus. Lineage: Eukaryota; Metazoa; Mollusca; Bivalvia; Pectinida; Pectinidae. Gene Ontology annotation, biological process: regulation of transcription by RNA polymerase II; mesoderm formation; positive regulation of DNA-templated transcription. The transcript is spliced from 7 exons.